UUAUCUAGUAGGCUGAGUAGGCAGGCAAAUAGAAGAGAUUAUGGUUAUAAUGGUAAAACAAAUAGCUAUUACAGUGUACUAAAUAAUGUUACGCGGUUGUCACAUCCUUACAGAAGGCGUAAAGGUGCAUUUUGCUCUCAGCCAAGCCAGUCAUAUUGCCAGUAGGACUAGUGCCGCUACGUUUGUAACAACCGCUACUAUGAACAACAAGUUCAAAUUACCAGCACGCUAUGGCGCCGGCGAAAAAAGCGUAUGGGUUGAGUACAUUGAGCUAGUAGCCAAGUACAAGCCUGCUGUGAACCUCGGGCAGGGUUUUCCAGACUAUCACGCCCCCAAACAUGUCACACAGGCGUUGGCUGAGAUCACAACCGGCGACAACCCACUCCUCAACCAGUAUACGAGAGGAUUUGGCCAUCCCCGUCUGGUGCAAGCGAUUUCCAAAUUGUACUCGCCUCUAAUAGGGAGAGAGAUCGACCCCCAAAACGAGGUGCUGGUUAGCAGCGGAGCGUACGAGGCACUCUAUUCUGCUAUUUUAGGGCACGUGGACGAAGGCGAUGAGGUGAUAGUCAUCGAGCCCUUCUUCGACUGUUAUGAUUUCAUGAUCAAGAUGGCCGGCGGCAUCCCUAAAUUCAUACCCUUGAAACCUAAAAAAUCCGGCGCCGCGACAUCCGCCGACUGGGUGCUCGACGAGGCCGAGCUGGCCGGCCUCUUCGGCCCCAAGACCAAGAUGCUGAUCCUCAAUACGCCUCACAACCCGCUGGGCAAGGUGUUCUCGCGCGCCGAGCUGCAGCUUGUCGCCGACUUGUGCAAGAAGCACGACGUGCUGUGUCUGUCGGACGAAGUGUACGAGUGGAUCGUGUAUAAACCACAUGAGCAUAUUAGGAUCGCAACCCUGCCCGGUAUGUGGGAGCGAACGAUCACCGUGGGCUCGGCGGGCAAGACGUUCUCGGUGACCGGCUGGAAGAUCGGCUGGGCGUACGGGCCGGCGCCGCUCAUGCGCAACCUGCAGGUCGUGCACCAGAACUGCGUGUACACGUGCUGCACACCCGUACAGGAAGCCGUCGCCCGCUCCCUCGAGUUUGAACUGGAGCGCUACAACUCCCCCGACUGCUAUUUCUUCUCGCUGGCCCGAGAGCUGCUGGCCAAGAGGGACGUCCUGGUGGGCGCGCUGAAGAGCAACGGGUUCAACCCAACCGUACCCGACGGCGGGUACUUCGUGGUCGCCGACUGGACGGGUUUAGAGAACAAAAUCGACCUGUCAUCCGAAACAGACAAGUACAAGGACUACCGUUUCACGAAGAAGUUCACCAAGGAGGCAGGCGUGCUGACCAUCCCUCCCAGCGCCUUCUACUCCGAGGCCAACAAACAUUUAGGGGAAAACUACGCGAGGUUCUGCUUUAUAAAGAAAGACGAGAAUCUCGCCUUGACAGAAAAACUUCUAAAGGAGUGGAAUGCGAAGAAAAAGUGAAAAAAUAGGGUUGUGAUAAUUUGACAUGAUAAUGUUUAUGUAUAUACUCACUUUGAUAUAUUUUUAUACACUUGUA
Molecule: messenger RNA, 1544 nt
Organism: Cydia strobilella
Lineage: Eukaryota; Metazoa; Arthropoda; Insecta; Lepidoptera; Tortricidae
Gene: Kyat
Product: kynurenine aminotransferase
Exons: 9
Coding region: 86-1468 (460 amino acids)
Biological process (GO): biosynthetic process
Cellular component (GO): cytoplasm; mitochondrion
Molecular function (GO): pyridoxal phosphate binding; L-kynurenine:2-oxoglutarate transaminase activity
Source: RefSeq, a predicted model, not a curated record